Molecule: messenger RNA, 1495 nt
Organism: Populus trichocarpa (black cottonwood)
Lineage: Eukaryota; Viridiplantae; Streptophyta; Magnoliopsida; Malpighiales; Salicaceae
Product: glycosyltransferase BC10
Exons: 2
Coding region: 143-1333 (396 amino acids)
Cellular component (GO): membrane
Molecular function (GO): glycosyltransferase activity
Source: RefSeq, a predicted model, not a curated record
AAGAACCUUCUGAGAAGCCAACGGCAAUUUCAUUUCUCCCCGGAAUAAACAUCCAUUAAGACCUUCAUAAAAAACUCCGGCCGUUACAGUUCAUUCCAUAGUACAUAUCUAACUCAUCGUCAACAUCCCUACUCUUUAUACAAUGAAGGAUACCGACGAUCAGCAGCUACGCCCACAAACCUCAUGGAAGCUCCAAGUGCACCUCCAGAACUUCAUCUUCUAUUUGCUGGUCUUUGGCUGUGGCUUAGCCUUUGGUAUCGCACGCACUUCCUAUAUCAGAGACAUUUCUUUCAACUUUCAACUCGACCAAUUCUCUAACAAUCGAACCAACACCUCCCUAUCCAACUCCUCCUCAUCUCCUCCCUUCAUUACAAUCGACAGAAACAGAACUGGCCGAAUCGGACUCGAAGAAUUCUUGAGAGCGCCUAACGUUUCCCAUGAUAUGAACGAGGAAGAGUUGUUAUGGAGAGCAUCAAUGGUUCCUCGUCUACCCAAUUAUCCGUUCCAGCUAGUCCCCAAGGUUGCCUUCUUGUUCUUGACCAAAGGGCCUUUGCCUUUGGCUCCGUUGUGGGACUUGUUCUUUAAAGGGCAUCAAGGGCUUUAUUCAAUUUUUGUGCAUUCCAAUCCAUCCUUCAAUGGAAAUUAUACAGAAGAGGAAGAUUCUGUGUUUCGUGGCAGGAAGAUCCCAAGCAAGGAGGUACAGUGGGGAAAGUUUUCAAUGGUGGAAGCAGAGCGUCGUUUACUAGCUAAUGCUCUACUGGACUUCUCAAAUCAACGUUUUGUUCUCCUAUCAGAAUCAUGCAUUCCCUUAUUCAACUUCUCAACCAUCUACAGUUACUUAAUGGGCUCAACAACAACAUUCAUCGAGGUUUACGAUUUACCCGGCCCCGUUGGCCGCGGCCGAUACAACCAUAGAAUGAGGCCUGUAAUUCAGCUCGACAAAUGGCGAAAAGGCUCCCAGUGGGUCGAGAUGGACCGUCAGCUUGCGGUGGAGGUAGUAUCCGACCGCAAAUAUUUUCCAACUUUUCGGAAAUUUUGCAAAGUCUCUUGCUACAGUGAUGAGCACUAUUUGCCAACAUUUGUUAACAUGAAGUCUCGGAAGAAAAAUUCAAACAGGAGUUUAACAUGGGUUGACUGGUCAAGGGGAGGACCUCAUCCUCGUAAAUUUGGGAGACUGGAUAUUACUGUUGAUUUUUUGGAGAGGUUGAGAAAAUGGAGGCGAUGUGAGAACAAUGGAAGAUGGACUAAUAUUUGCUACUUGUUUGCAAGAAAGUUCACUCCUGCUGCUCUGGAUAGGUUGAUGAGAUUUGCUCCGAAGGUCAUGCAAUUUUAGCUCAUUUGUAACAUUUUCUUUUUUUUUAUUAUUACUAUUAGUUUCAUGUAAAGCACCAUUCGUUGAUAUUUGUAUUAAUAAACUUUGAGCACAGCCAGAAAUGCUUCAAGCAAAGGCUUUCCAUUUUAUAUUUAUUCUAAAGAGUUAUUUGUUGGAUGCAAA